UAGACGAACAGUAAAAAAGGUGUGACCAGCGGUUUCGGAAGUCCGUCACUGUGAUCCUGUAAGCUAUGCAGAUGAAUAUUUAUCUCCCCUCACACACCUUUUACUCUCAAUCCUGGUCAUCAGCACAGACUUCCUCUACUCGUCCUAUAAGAUUUGCGUGCACCAAGCACAUUUUAUCUCCUUUUGUAUCGUGUAAGACCACUAUCCUGCCCAAAUCGGUCAAAAAGUGUGAUAUUAGCCACAGAAUCGGCAAAUGGCUCUGCGAAGUUUGUUGAUGCUCCCCCUGGCACUGUCCACUUUCUCAAUGGCUGUGACGCUCUACGCAACCCACUAUGACGGUAACGUCUACAAACUCUCGCUUGAGGGUGAGGGCGAUGAUGUUUCUCUCAAACAGAUUCAAGUGUUGCAGACAUGCGGUAAAGCCCCGAGUUGGCUCACGGUCGACCCCGAACGUGGACUCUUAUGGUGCUCUGACGAGUCGUCGCCGGGGACUUUGACCUCAUUAGAGAUUGGAAAUGAGGGAGCCAUGAAGGAGCUGGUACGAGUUGCUGCUCCCAGCGGUGGUGUUAAUAGCAUCAUCUAUCCUGGACAGAAUAACAAAAAUUAUUUGGCUAUUGCACACUAUGGGGGCACGUCAAUUUCCACAUGGGAGAUCCCAUUCGGAGACAAACAAGAAGUGAGACCCUAUGAGGUGUUGAAUUUUACCCUCCACAAUCCUGGCGAUGCCCCUCAGGACCAGUCACGUCCCCAUCAAGUCCUUCUUGAUCCCACGACUUCAUUCCUUGUGUCACCUGAUUUAGGUGCGGAUUUGGUUCGUGUUUUUUUAAUAGACAAGGAGACAGGCAAACUAAACGCAUGUGACCCAAUUGCUUACCAAGAAGGAAGCGGACCCAGAUUUGGACUGUUCAUACGCUCUGCAGAAACCAUGCAGGAAGGAAAGACUACACUUUACAUAGUGGAAGAGCUAGGCAACCGUCUGUGCUCGUUUGAUGUGUCAUACAGAGAUGGUCUUUGCCCGACAUUUAAGGAAUUGAGCUGUUUUAUUCCUUAUCCAGGUCAUAAGCUCCCCACAAACCUAGCUACCCUAUCUGAAAUACAGGCUGAUAAGCAAAGUCUACAUAUUUCUGUGAGGAAGGAUGGUCUAUUUGACGGGAAUGACUCUCUAGUGACGCUUAAGCUUGCAUCAGAUGGAACGAUCUCUCGGGAGGGAUCACUCAUCUCAUCAGGAGGCGUCAUGCCUCGGGCGCUUGCGAUUAAUAAGAAAGGAGAUUAUAUAGCAGUAGCUAAUCAAGAGACGUCGAACGUCGUGAUUCUAAAGAGAAAUUUGAACACUGGAGAAUUACUGAAGGAAGUAGCCUCUCUGCAGGUCGGACGGAUGCCAGAGCCUGGUCAAUGGAUGGGGUUGAGCAGCAUCCUGUGGCAUGAGUGAUGUCGCCCACAGGCACGUUGUAUGUAGCU
This is a messenger RNA of Paecilomyces variotii, 1458 nucleotides long. RefSeq names its product Lactonase, 7-bladed beta-propeller-domain-containing protein. Gene Ontology annotation, molecular function: protein binding; 6-phosphogluconolactonase activity. The coding region runs from base 254 to 1429 and encodes 391 amino acids. The record is from RefSeq and is a predicted model, not a curated record. The transcript has 2 exons. Lineage: Eukaryota; Fungi; Ascomycota; Eurotiomycetes; Eurotiales; Thermoascaceae.